Messenger RNA from Strigops habroptila (Kakapo), 10610 nucleotides. RefSeq names its product zinc finger protein 618 (gene ZNF618). The record is from RefSeq and is a predicted model, not a curated record. Gene Ontology annotation, molecular function: protein dimerization activity. Lineage: Eukaryota; Metazoa; Chordata; Aves; Psittaciformes; Psittacidae. The transcript is spliced from 16 exons. Bases 129 to 2912 code for a protein of 927 amino acids.
ACGAGAGCAACAGCAGUGGGCGGAGGAGCUCUUCCAGCAGGGAGUGUUUGAAGAGGAGCCCGCGGAGCCCGAAAGCGGAGGGCUCCGAGUCGGUGACAUCUCAGUCCUCACCCAGUGAAGAGGCUGGAAUGAUGACUGAGGUGAAAGUGAAAACAGAGGUACCAGAUGACUAUAUCGAAGAGGUGAUCUGGCAGGAUGACACCAAAGAUUCCAAGAAGAACAUAAAAGAUGGGCCGGGAGAUGUGCCCGCAGAGAUCUGCGUGGUCAUAGGUGGGGUCCGCAACCAGCAGACGCUCGAUGGAAAAGCAGUGGAACGUGGCUCUCCCGUUGGAUAUACACGAAAUCGAUAUUCAGGGACCUGGAUUUUUGACCAUGCAUUGAGAUACAUGUCCGGGUCUUAUGAGUGUGGAAUAUGUGGGAAGAAAUACAAGUAUUACAACUGUUUCCAGACCCAUGUGCGAGCACACAGAGACACUGAAGCUGCCUCAGGUGAAGGAGCCUCACAAGGCAGUGCCCCUCUGGCUGCGGAAAGGGAGAAGAAGCGUCUCUCCAGAGCUGUCUUUGUGCUGCCCUGGGUGGAAUCCACAGAAACAAACAAUUUUAGGUACACAUGUGACAUUUGUGGGAAAAAAUAUAAAUAUUAUAGCUGCUUCCAAGAGCACAGAGACCUGCACGCCGUGGAUGUUUUUAGUGUGGAAGGGGCCCCAGAAAACCGGGCAGACCCCUAUGACCAGGCUGUCAUAGCAGCAGAUGAAGUGAAGGAGGAGGAGCCGGAACCGUUCCAGAAGAUUGGUCCAAAAACUGGCAAUUACACCUGUGAAUUCUGUGGCAAGCAGUACAAAUACUACACUCCCUACCAAGAGCACGUGGCACUGCACGCACCUAUUAAGUUCUCUCGAUCUCCACUCUUCGUGGCAGUGAAGACACAGGCGAGCCAAGCCAGCAAAAAAACACCGGCUUCAAUAAACCGAUGUUCUACCCUCCUGCACCGCACCCCCUCCGGUGUCCCACCGGCAUCCCAGUCCCAGAUGUUCCGCGCUCCAAAUUCUGGAUCCCCAGGAAGCAAGGCCAUCACAGCAGAAAGUGCUUUCAGCAGGAGAGUGGAAGGCAAAGCACAGAACAACUUUGAAGAAACAAACAGCAAUUCUCAGAACUCCAGCGCUGUUCAUUCGGGGACAGAAAAACCUAAAGAAAAGAGGUGUAAGCAGAACCCAUCAGAGCCUUACACCUGUGGAGCUUGUGGAAUCCAGUUCCAGUUUUAUAACAAUCUCCUGGAGCACAUGCAGUCCCACGCAGCUGACAACGAGAACAAUAUUGCCUCUAGCCAGCCCAGAUCACCUCUAGCUGUUGUAGAAGAGAAGUGGAAACCACAGCUCCAAAGAAAUAACGCCAACAACACAUCCGCAAGCGGUUCGGUAGGGAACAGCGCGAUCCCGGAGAAGGAGCGGCAGAACAUUGCCGAGAGGCUCCUGAGGGUGAUGUGCACUGACCUUGGGGCUCUGAGCGUGGUGAGUGGGAAGGAGUUCAUCAAGCUAGCACAGACCCUGGUGGAUAGUGGAGCUCGCUAUGGUGCCUUCUCCGUCACCGAAAUCCUUGGCAAUUUCAACACACUGGCUCUGAAGCAUUUGCCUCGGAUGUACAACCAGGUGAAGGUGAAGGUAACUUGUGCGCUGGGCAGCAAUGCGUGCCUGGGCAUCGGCGUCACUUGCCACUCGCAGAGCAUUGGCCCUGAUUCAUGCUACAUCCUCACAGCUUAUCAGGUGGAAGGCAACCACAUCAAGAGUUAUGUCCUGGGAAUUAAGGGCGUAGACAUUCGAGAUAAUGGUGAUUUUAUCCACCACUGGGUCCAGAACGUGCUCUCAGAGUUUGUGAUGUCGGAGAUCAGGACGGUGUAUGUCACAGACUGCAAAGUCAAUUCCUCUGCGUUCUCCAAGGCAGGCAUGUGCUUGCGUUGUUCGGCCUGUGCCUUGAACUCAGUGGUGCAGAGUGUGCUCAACAAGCGAACACUACAGGCCCGCAAUAUGCACGAAGUGAUCGAGCUCCUGAAUGUCUGUGAAGAUCUGGCAGGAUCCACAGGCCUCUCGAAGGAGACCUUUGGUUCCCUGGAAGAGACCUCCCCCCCACCCUGCUGGAACUCAGUCACCGACUCCCUACUGCUCGUCCAUGAGCGCUACGAGCAGAUCUGUGAGUUCUACAGCAGGGCCAAGAAGAUGAACCUCAUCCAAAACCUGAACAAACAUCUGCUCAGCAACCUGGCAGCUAUUUUGGCUCCAGUGAAGCAGGCGGUGAUAGAGCUGAGCAAUGAGAGCCGGCCCACCUUGCAGCUGGUACUGCCCACCUACGUCAAACUGGAGAAACUGUUCACUUCCAAAGCUAACGAUGCUGGCGUGGUCAGCAAACUCUGCCACCUCUUCUUGGAGGCGCUGAAGGAGAACUUCAAAGUUCAUUCGGCACACAAGGUAGCCAUGAUCUUAGACCCUCAGCAGAAGCUGCGACCCGUCCCACCAUACCAGCAUGAAGAGAUCAUUGGCAAGGUGUGUGAGUUGAUCAAUGAGGUGAAGGAGUCCUGGGCAGAAGAAACAGAAUUUGAACCUUCAACCAAGAAGCCUCGGUCAGCAGGGGAAGCCACAGCAGCUCAGGAAGAAGAUUGGUUCGGGAAAAAUGAAGUCUAUGAUUAUUUGCAAGAACCUCUCUUCCAGGCCACCCCUGACCUGUUUCAGUACUGGUCAUGUGUUACCCAAAAGCAUACAAAACUAGCCAAGCUAGCCUUUUGGCUCUUAGCAGUGCCUGCUGUUGGUGCCAGAAGUGAAUGUGUAAAUAUGUGUGAGCAGGCUCUCUUAAUCAAAAGGAGACGGCUACUCAGUCCAGAAGACAUGAACAAACUCAUGUUUUUGAAGUCCAACAUGCUUUAAGACUGUCUUUUAAUUAAAACAAAACUUUAAAACACUGUUCCAAGCAAAGAAAAAAAGAAUUUUAAGUUCUAAACACUGUGGACCUCAUUAUGAAUGCCCCUGGAAACCAAGUGCUUUUUUAUAUAUAUAUAAAAAUAUAAAUAUAUAUAAAAUUAAGUUUGAAAGGAAAGCUGAGCACGUGAGAGAGACAGCCCUCUGCCAGGAACGUGCUCCUUUCCCUAGAUAGUGUGUGGACUUGACAGACUUUCUAAUGUUUUCAAGUGGGCAGACGAAUGGGAGGCUGAUGUUCUAAAGUCUUCAGGCAGCUGAGAUCUAAAGUGACUUGAAGUUUCUUUUGUUUCUCCUCCACCCCACCUUUCCUCUUGUCCCCUGGGCCAUCUUGCCAUGGAUAAUCAGACUACAUUGAACAGACCAGUUCUGCACUGGACUUUGCUCCUUUGAACAACUGUACACCUUGAGGACAUUUGUCUGCAGCCUUCUUGACACACGGUGCAUGUUAUCAGGGCAGCUGUGUUUUCUGAACACCAGUAUCUUAGAAGUCAGGAAGGGAGACUGCAAGGGUUCAUUUUACUUUAACUUUUUCAUACACUUUUUUUCCAAAAACCAAAAGUUAUUCUUCUGUCUCCACUCCCAGUUUUAACACGUUAGCUAAUGAUUCUAAGUUUGAUGUAAACGUAAGAGAAAGGGUUCAUGGCAGAAAAUGGCUGUAACUGUUAUGUUUCUUGGAUUUCUUUUUUUACAGCACAGUUUGUUCUCUUGAAGCUAAUGAGCUUCUCUGUGAACUUUGGACAUCAGGCACUCUCAGACUUGUUCAAGAGUAGCCCAUUUGCAAUUCAAUAAUAUCCUUAUGGGAACCACAGCAGUUGCUUAGAUGGCAAAGUUUGAAAACAGGAAAAGCAAGCAAGUGGUGACAGCACAGAGCCCUGUGGGCCACCAGCAAGCUUGUCAGGGUCUGCCAGCUGCCAUUGAGAACCCUUGUAAAACCUUUAGUAAAAAAGCUUCUCAACACACCACUUAAAACAACCUUCGCAAGGCCAAGGACAAACCAAGGUGUAUGAGUUUUCAGGGGAACAAAGAUCAUCAGUUUUGUCAAACUGGGGUUUGAAGGAGGCUUAGAGAAGUGCAUGGGCUCAAAGAUCCUUCUGAAUGUAAGUGCUCCUGAUUGAGUGCAAAGAAUAUCUUCCCAUUUUGUUUGGAAUGGUUUCCUCUUGUAGCACGAAUGUCUUUUUGAUACCUACAGUGCAUUACACUACUUGUUAUGUUGCUGAAUCGUUCUGGCUAGGAAGGCCAUGGGCCCUUAAACGUUCACACUUACUGGCUCACCCCAAAUACAAUUAGAGAUCAUCAUAACACAAAAACAUCUCAGUCACUCUGCUGGCCAUGAAGCCAGUGCUCUGCUGUGUCCAGUGCCUGUAGGCACAGUCCAUGGGUGGCUGGAUGGGGUCUCUGCUGUCAGGUUUGGUGCUUCUCAGACAAUUCCCAAAUUCUGGUGCCAAACUGUUAAUUUUUCAUCCCUGGGACUUGUAUCCCAGAGGCAAAUUGAAGCAAAUUCUUACUUUUGAAGUAGUCUCUCCCGUUCCAGUAGUGUCUCCUGGGGCUGUGGUCAUAGUGACCACAGAGCAGCAUCGGAGGUCCAGGAGGACGGGCUCGCUGCAGGCUGGAGCCCUUCAGCAGCACAGGGGGUUUCUGGUUGCUGACAACACAGUGUUGAGACUGGGGCCCACAUUGAAGUGCUGCUGUUGAACGGUUGUUAAACCAAGAUCCCACCUGCCGAAACCAGGACAGGAUAGAAGGUGCAAGUCCCAAAACAUGAGAAAUGGCAAACGCAAUCUCUCAGGCUUUGUGUGCAGAUGCCUUGAACUUGACAGGCACUAACUGACAGCUUCGCUGCUGUGGGGCUCAGGCAGGGGAACAGGUUGCAUGCUAGAGACCUUCCCUAGGCCAGGGUCACUGAGGAUGGCUCUUUGCACCAGCUCUUACCCUUUUCAGCCUAGAAACGGGACCUACUGUUGGCUUGAGUCUAGCCUUUAGGUUGACCUCUCAGCACUGUUACUGACAUCAGGGCAAAACUUGUCUCCUAAAUAGAAGUCUUAGAAGAGAGUCUGAACCUUACUGGCAGCUGCAGCGCUGGAGGAUGAGCUGCCACGGCAGAGGCACUUGAACAUCUUAUUUCUCUGGCAGUGGCUUUUGCCAAUGGAGGUGUUGUUCGUAGGGACAACUUUUCUUCUUGCUGGUUUUAUUUCCUCCCACGCAAAUCCUGCCUGUCCAGCACCAGCUGGGCCUGUGGUAACACGUUUGUUUGCAUUAGCAGUGCAGGAGAAACCUGUAGCAAACAAUAAGUAAGUCUCAAACUACAAACAAAAAACCUUAAGUGAGACGUGUGCCCAUUACAAAGCGUUUGUGUUGUGCUGCUAUUCCCACUGGAAAGCACAGUGUAUCCCACAGCAGGGAAACUUGGCUGGAGAAUGAAUCCAAAGCAAGAUGGGGCUACAGAGUGUGUGCCAUGCAGCUCAGCUGUGGGCAGAACUGGGGAUAGGAUUUGUAGUUCUUUCUCCUAAUAGCGUUUCCAUCUUUUUGCUUGGUUCACCUGAGAACCACUCACAGGCUCUUUGAUGCUCAGGUGAAUGUGCAAACCCCUUGUGUUCCUUUGCAAUGAAAGCUCCAAACCCCAACACUCCUUUGCUAAGGGACAGGCUGAUAACUUCUGUGAGAUUUGCCAACUUGGGCUCGUUGUGUUGUCUAUCUGCAAGGCAUUAAGGGUGAGAAAGUGGACAAAGCAGAGUUAGCCCAGGUUUAAAACCCUGGAAUUGAUGAGGAGGUAAAACUACAGUUGUUUGUGCAAGCGUUUGAUGCAAGGCUGAGCACACAGCAAGCUGGACCAUGGCUGCAUGGCCAGGGUGUGGACACAGGAGGGCCACAGCCACCCUUAGCCCCAGCCCAUCUCCCUUCCCCUUCCUACAGUGUGGUUUGGGCAUCAGAUCUGGAGUUUCCUUGCUGUGACAACCAAAGAGAGGGAUUGGCUGGCCCUCUCCCCCAUCCCAGUAACUGUUCCCUCCCAGGCAGCUUUAGUUAUAGUUGUACUAAUGAUGGCUGUUGAGCAAACACACAGCAGUAUCUGGUAGAUGAGGUUCUCCCAAAGACUUAAAAACUCAUCUUAGCAGCUGAAAAUAAGAGAUAAAACCUAAAGCCCUAAAAUGGAGCAAUCUGGAAAGGUGGUGAGGAGCUUGCCCCCUUCUCCAGGGACUCAGUGGAAGAAGCUGCAGAUUUUAAUGAGUCUUAAAGGUGGUUACAGGGUGUUGAGCUCAGAGGAGCUGUUCAUGCUGUGUCUGCUCACAGGCUUUGUUUGACACACUUCAUUAAAAGGGGAGAAGCACAUCUGGAGCACACCUCUUUAUGCUAAAUGCCAAGCUUUUGCUCCUAUUUCUCUUUUCCUCUCCUUGGAUUUGCAUUCUAGGGAGCAUAGGUACUUCAGCCAGGUCUGAAUUUUGGAAGCUCUUAAUUUGCCAGGUUACUCCCACCCAAACUGAUCUAGGGUUUGAUUCUAGGGUUGGCUUGGUGGCAUGGAGCAGUGCUGCUGCUGUGGGAGCAUUGCCUUUCCUGUGGUGGGAGAUGGAGAGGAGAGAGUCUCUUCGUUUGGUCAGAGCUGUCAUGAGGUUCUGCUCCCUUUGAGUUGGGUGGAGAGGAGAAGUCUUCAGAAUUGGGAUCAUGCUCUGGUGGGUCAUGUUGGGAAUUUGCCUUCUUGUUUCUUUUACUCACACUUGGGGAAUGUGUUGGGGUACAAAUGGUACAUGUGUUCUCCAGGCAUUCAUUUAUUUCUGCUGCUUACUCUGUGCCUGACCUUGCAGACUUCUCUUUCUGACUUCACAGUUUGCUUUGGGAGGGGUUAUGAUCUUCACAUGGGGAGAAGAUGAACUGUAAAGAAUGAAGAGCUUUCCAGGCCUGUCUGAAGAUCCUUGUUACUCUAAGAAGGUGGGAUACAAAGGCAGAGCUCUUCACAACAGAAGCUGUUUCUGUGUGAGUGCAGCAGCCAGGGAGUCAGUGGAGAACAUGGAGCCCAGAUUAGUCUCCUGUGUCUGUCUCUUCUCCCCAUGUCUCUAGCAGUUGUGUUCUGGGUGGCACGAUGGACUUGGUGUGUUAUGUUGGGUCGGUUUCAGGUGGAAGUGAACUUCCCUUUGUGUCAAAGCUCUGUCUGCUCUAACAGAACUGAUUUGGUUGUAUCUGAGCUAGUGCAAUCUGGAAAACUUUCUGUGAAAGCCGACUGUGAGCUCAGGUUUUGUCUAAUUCAGUUGUUCGUUGCUGGUUAAAGCAGUUUAACUUGGUUUAAGCAUCUACAUGAGCCACCUGCACUGGUUGAACUGCACUUGCUGGGUGUUCUCCCCUGCUGAGCCGAGAAUACGUCCAGAAGCAGCUCAGGGAGUUGUGACCCUUAUGUGAAUUUUGCAAAUGAAGUAGUGUCAGAUACUCUCAAAGCUCAGGAGCAGCUGGAAAUAGAGGGGAGACACUUCUGGAUAUGGCUUGAGCUCUGGAUUGUGGUAUCUGAGUUAACACAGUGUUCACUGAGAUGUCUCAGGGUGGUGGUUUUGUUUUUCUCCAACUGCUUGCAAUAACAUGGAAAGUUUAACAGGAGAAGAAAUUACCACAUAUGCUUGUACCGGGGGAUGAGUCCUCUGAGCUAUACCCAGUCUGAGAGACCAUCUCCACCUUCUGUAUCCCCCUGUAGACAAGCCAGGACGUGGUGUUGCGCAGGAGCAGGGUGGCUGAGACCCUGUGCUGCUGCCUGCAGACAGACAGCUCCGAGCUACUGAUAAAUCACAAGACAGUAAAAGAGCAGCCAAAAAGCUAUUCAGAGGCUGGGAGGAAAGACUGAUCAAUAACUGCAUCUCUCUGGCUGAAGGAGGUGGAGAGGAGCUCCUGGGAGCAUCCAGAGGGAGCACACGCAGGAACGGACAAGUUGUUCCCUAUGGAAUAAUUGGGAGUAACAGGAUGAAAAUGAACAAAACGACACUAAAGGCAGAUUCUGGGAAACAUUUUCAGGGAGGAGAAAUCUGUUCAUCUGGGAGGAGUCUGGGUUUUGAGCCCUGUCAUUUAAAACAAGGCUGUACAGCUCCCCGGAGCAUGCUCCAGAAGGCACAAGGCUGGUUUGGGCCUUGACGGGAGAAAAGAGACUGGAUGUAGAGGUGGGAAAUGCUGGUCCUGCACGACAGGUCCAGGAGGGUUCACAGAGCAUCUCCGUCCACAUCCUCCCACCCUUCCCAGCACUCCCAUACCUGUGUUAACCAGGUUUCAUAAAGGAGGGAGGGAGCUGUCCACAGCAACAGAGGGAAAAACACCAGUUGAGGAGCAGAUGUCUUGCCGACCCUUACACUGCCACAGUGAAGGAAUCAGGGUGGGGGGAAUUCAGGGAGAGCAUUCAACAUUUUGCUGCUGCUGCUGUGCAUUUUCUGUGCUGCACCGUGAUCUUGAAUCCAUGGGAUCCAUUGGGAAUGCCCAGAAACAUCGGCUGAGUCACAGUGUUGUGUGGGGGUAUUUCUGAAGAUGUGGCUCUUUAGCAAUAAGAAUUCCCUUUUCACAGUGCGUGGGACUUGUCCCUGUGCCACAGGUUAUCAUCUUCCUGGGCACUCUGGGAAUGUCACUCUGGAAAACAAUAAGAUCCAGAAGGGUGAAGGCAAGGACAGCUCCACGUUGAAAGUACUGUGGGAUUGUUUGCUUAUGCUAGGCCAGAAAUGGUGAACCAAUGAGUGUAUUGCCCUGAAAUCUAAUUUUAUAUGUUUAAUGUUUGGGGGGUUCUGUUUAAUUUUGGUUCCUGUUUGGCUGGUUAGUUGGGUUUUUUACUACUCCUGUUAGAGUCCUUGGGUUUAUAACUUGACGGGAGGGUGUUGCUCGUGUUAGACAACAGUGUCUCCAGUGGACCCUUCGGGGUUUCCCGAUCUGUAGGCAGCUGAGGUUGAGUUCUGAAUAGCUUCUGGAGUCAUGGAAGUGGCUCAUUGAUGCACAACAUCAAGCACUGACUGAAAGGAUUUUCUUCCUUCCCCUUGUUCUAGCAUCACUGGCAGUGGUCAGCACCUCUUGGUACCAGUGAGCAGCGCAGCCUUAGCGGUAGGAGUAUUUCACAGUGGAGUUGAUGGGUACAGACUGUCAACCCCUUGCUUUCUACAACCAAAGUUCCUUACAAAGACACUUCCAGCCUCAUCAGCCUUGAACGUCCUUGGUGUUCUGGGGGUUCUUGCUUUGGUCUCUGCAGUGUCUGUGGGUAGGAUGGGUUGGAUUUUCCAGUGGGCUGGGGGGUGGGAGGUGGGAUCAUUUUCUUGCUAUCUAUGGAGAAGGACCUUUCCAGUCGAGGAAGGAAGGAACAACAGUCUUAGGAGCUGUUUGCCAUGGUCCCUUUAAACUUAUUGGGACUUUAAUAUUAUUUUGUAUAAAUUAUUUAAAAGGAAAACCAAUAGUGGAUGAACUGAACCAAUUGUAACAGGUGACCAGCCAAGGCUGUAAGUCCAGGAGGGAUGCACAUCAUCCAGACCAUGGACUCCGGUCCACGCCGUAGCUAGGAAGUGUCAUGCCAACAAACCCAACCAUCAGGAAACCCCUGUUUGCAGCCAGUGUGAAAGGAGAAGCUGUUCCUGGGGCGUGUGUUCCCUUCUCCCCCCUCCUGUCAGGAGCUGAGUUCUUGGUGUUCCACCAAGCAACCGCGCAACGAUCUAUUGUCCCAUCCCUCCUCCUGCCCUCCUGCAGUGACUCGUGUGUCCCUUUCCCCUGUGUAGCUGCAGAUGUUCAAGGCAAUACCCCGGGCGCAGGCGCGCGCCUCCGCGUGCGAGUGCUAGACCCUCCUGUCAUCAUCGUGAAAAAGAAAAAAAAAAAAAAAUAGACAAAAAAUAUACAAAAAAAAAAAAUAUCUUUUUUAGGCCAGAGUUUUCUACAGGUAUUAAUGAAUAUUUUUCUUAAUCCUUAUAAGUUUUAUGUGUUUAAUAUUUCUUAAUACCGGUAGCAUUAAUUUAUACUUUUGUAGCAACACAAUAUUUUUAUAAACCGCCACCGCUGGCUUUGUCUUCAUAAAGGGGAAACGUGGGGCCCUGCCCCGCGCGGUACCAUGUACUGUAUUUAAAAGGUUAUCUAAUGUCACACUUGCUGUGUUAAUAAACAAAACAAAACCUGUUUGAAGUCUCAUGUAUUGUUGGUGUGGAUCAAAUGACUCAAUAGAGAGCAAUAUUGCACGGGGUUGAGUUGCUGAUUUCAUUGUGAUAUAUGAACGCUUGAGGCCAACUCAAGUUCUGGGGUUUUUUUUCUUUAUAGGAUUUUGUUUCGUUUCUGUUUCGUUUCGUUUUGGUUUGUUUUUUUUUUUUUUACAGCUCAAUAAAUUCAGUGCUGUUUGAAACUUAGACUGACGUCAAAUGAAAAGGAUUCUUAAAGGAAAAAAAUGAAAUCAAGGUGUUUAAAUGUUGCUGUUUUUACAAGUCUGUUGCUGUCUGAAUGGAAAUAUUCCACAAGAGAGGAGGAAUAGUUCCACUUAGGUUCCAACCGGGCCGAGCGCUCCAGGCCAGAGCUCGGUCCUUUGGAGAUCUCUUAGAGACAUGUUUCUGCAACAUUCUUUUCAGAGUUGAUGCCAAGGCAGAAGACAAACUGUAACUGUAAGAAAGCAUCCGUUGCUUGAGGAUUUUCAUGUCAGUGUUGUAUUUAUGGUUUUACAAUAAAACAACCUUUAGG